This is a messenger RNA of Coniosporium apollinis CBS 100218, 2793 nucleotides long. Its product is annotated as AFG3 family protein. Lineage: Eukaryota; Fungi; Ascomycota; Dothideomycetes. The transcript is spliced from 2 exons. Gene Ontology annotation, molecular function: ATP hydrolysis activity; metalloendopeptidase activity; ATP-dependent peptidase activity. Bases 1 to 2793 code for a protein of 930 amino acids. Gene Ontology annotation, biological process: mitochondrial protein processing; protein-containing complex assembly. Gene Ontology annotation, cellular component: membrane; m-AAA complex. The record is from RefSeq and is a predicted model, not a curated record.
AUGACAACCUUUCUUCGGCGGUCCGGCGGUGUUGCACGACUAUCACGGCAUAGCAUCGAAUCCGCCUCCCGCACAUCCACCUUCUCGCGCUGUCCGUCUGGCCUGUCUAGAUACACCUGUGCAAACCAGCGGAUACGAGGGUAUGCGACCGUCAAGCCCGAAGAUCCCAAAAAUCCCAAGGGGCAAAAUAAUGGCAAAGAAGGUGCGGCAGACAAGGACGUAGCAGAGGGUCAGGACAAGCAGGCGGGGAACUCGGCACAAGGCUUUGAUCAGUUCUACAGUGGCAAGAGCCCUAUAUCGCCCUCGCCUUCGGACGCGAAGCCUGAUGGGUCCCGCCUAGGCUAUACCAAGCUAUCGCCGGAGGAGGAGAAGGCAUUAGAUGACCUGCUCGGCAAUUUGAAGACUGGCAUGCCUGCGGCGCAAGCCAAGGAGGUUGAGAAGGCUUUCCAUCAGAUCAAGGAGGAAGGCAUACCCACAGAGCUUCGCGAGGUCAUGAAGAGCAUGGAGAGUGGCACACCGAUGGACCUUGCAACAGCCGCAAAGCUUGUCAGGAUGGUCACUGGGAUGGCUCGCAAGGCAACAGAAAAGGGCGGACCUAUGGAUCAAGAUUCCACUAUGCGGCUCCUACGGGAAGCGAAGGAGAGACUGGAAGGGAGCCAACCAAAACUGAAGGAUGAGGUACCGAAGCAAAAGGCUGGGGCACACGAUCCGGGCCCAGGAGAAAGUAAGAGCAAGAGCCAGGGCAGAGGCAAAGAGGGUGGCAAUGGUCCGUUCAGAGAGUUCAAGGUCGACACGGGCACAUUCCUCACAUCGGCUUUCGUUGCCUACUUGCUCUUCCGAAUGGCUGUACCGGGUGAGAACUCCAGAGAGAUAACGUGGCAAGAGUUCCGGACAACGUUCUUGGACAAGGGUCUCGUGGAGAAGAUUGUGGUGCUUAACCACAAUCGCGCGAGAGUCUAUCUACACAGAGACGCUGUCGCCGCAACGUACCCUGAUUCACCCGCUGCACACGCCAACUUCCACUACUACUUUACCAUCGGCUCUGUGGAGGCAUUCGAGCGAAAGAUGGACGAGGCGCAGUCUGAGAUGCGGAUACCCGGUACAGAGCGGAUACCCGUAGCCUACUCGGAUGAGAUAUCAUGGUUUGGCACGUUCCUGUCCUUCGGCCCUACCCUCCUCUUCAUCGGCGCCAUCUUCUGGCUCUCAAAGCGCGCCGCAUCCGGCGCAGGCGGUCAGAGUGGCAUAUUCGGCAUGGGCAAGAGCAGAGCCAAGAAGUUCAACCACGAGACAGAUAUCAAGGUCAAGUUUUCGGAUGUUGCCGGCAUGGACGAGGCGAAGCAGGAGAUCAUGGAGUUCGUCAGUUUCUUGAAGGAGCCAGGCGUCUAUCAAAAGCUUGGCGCAAAGAUACCACGUGGUGCAAUUUUAUCCGGCCCACCUGGUACUGGUAAAACACUGCUCGCGAAGGCGACAGCUGGCGAGUCACAAGUGCCCUUCUUCAGCGUCAGCGGUUCCGAGUUUGUUGAGAUGUUCGUCGGUGUUGGUCCGUCUCGAGUACGAGAUCUUUUCGCGAACGCACGCAAGAAUACCCCCUGCAUCAUCUUCAUUGACGAAAUCGACGCCAUUGGCAAAUCGCGAGCAAAGCAGAACUUUGGCGGUGGUAACGACGAGCGAGAAAGCACACUAAACCAGAUUCUGACGGAGAUGGACGGCUUCAACACCUCUGAGCAGGUUGUCGUUCUUGCGGGCACUAACCGACCGGAUGUCCUUGACAAGGCGCUCAUGCGCCCAGGACGCUUCGACAGACACAUUACGAUUGACAAGCCCACGAUGGAUGGCCGCAAGCAGAUCUUCGGCGUCCACCUCAAGAAAAUUGUUACAAACGAAGAUAUCGAGCAUCUCCAAGGCCGGCUCGCGGCGCUAACCCCCGGCUUCUCUGGUGCUGAUAUUGCCAAUUGUGUCAAUGAGGCAGCCCUCAUUGCGGCCCGGGGCAAAGCCGACACGGUAGCGAUGACCCACUUUGAGCAAGCGAUCGAGCGUGUAAUCGGUGGUCUCGAGAAGAAAUCACUCGUCCUCUCCCCAGAAGAAAAGAGGACUGUAGCCUACCAUGAAGCUGGCCACGCCAUUUGCGGCUGGUACUUCAAGUAUGCGGACCCGCUGCUCAAAGUCUCCAUUAUACCACGUGGCCAGGGAGCUUUGGGCUACGCACAAUACCUGCCGUCAGGCGACACCUACCUAAUGAACGUACACCAGCUCAUGGACCGCAUGGCCAUGACACUCGGCGGCCGAGUGAGCGAGGAGCUGCACUUCGACACUGUGACGAGUGGAGCUAGCGACGACUUCAACAAGGUCACCCGUAUGGCGACGGCUAUGGUCACCAAGUUCGGCAUGAGUCGCAAGAUUGGCUUUGUUUACUUCGAGGACGAUAAUCAGCAGCAGCUACACAAGCCUUUCAGCGAGGAGACGGCCAGGAACAUCGAUAUCGAGGUCCGCCGCAUCGUGGACGAGGCGUACAAGCAGUGCAAAGACCUGUUGACGGAGAAGAAGGACCAAGUUGGGAUCAUUGCGGAGGAGCUGCUGAAGAAGGAGGUGCUAAGUCGAGACGACAUGAUCAGGCUACUGGGCCCCAGACCUUUCGAGGAUAAGGGCGAAUUCUACAAGUACUUCGGAUCCAAGGGCGAUCGAGAGGGGAGUCCGCAGGGCAUGCCGGGACCGAGUGCCCCGUCGCAGCAAGACAUACCGGGCCCUCCAAGUGGGCCGUUGCCGACGCCUAACAUAUUCAAGAAGCUAGAUUGA